AUGUCAGCACCGUAUUGGGGGCAGCUUCCUCCCCCAAAUAUCACUCGAGGGCGCAUAACUAGACGAGAAGAAGAGCAGGCUUCAAGAGCAAACAACAACCUCUCGUGUGAUACCAACAUGGCAGGCGAUCGUUGGACCAGUGAUCAUCCAUCCCAACCGAAUCCGAGACAGAACCGGUACUCGACGCAAACUGAUGCGCCUACAAUAUCGACUCAAAGUCCUUUCGCGUCCCCAAUAGCUUCGGAGUUCCGUGGCGACGGACUGGCUCCUCGCCCUUCUUCCUUCCAGCCUGGUACAUCGGAUGCCGCAUACAAUGGGGAUUACUUAGAGAAGAGAAGGCGGAGGCAGAGCCGGGAGCAGUACGAAGACCCAUCGUCAGCACCUCCGCCGGCCGCUCCGGAAGUUCCUCGAGCUCCGCCCCUCAGCUACAAGCAACCAUAUAGCAACGCUGGAGGAUCUCAAGCACUAGGGCGGUCCAGGUCAAAGAGGAGAUCAGAGGGGCCCGUAGGGAGUCGCCCCGAGAACUACGGCAUUGAGGAGGGCGCAAACGCAAACAGGCGAGAACCAAACAACGGAAAAGGAGCUGUCCCGUUUAGUGGAAGCCGGAGAAAGGGAUCCAUCUCGCAACCACGAAAAAGCUCGCUAUCUGAAGCGGAAGAGCUACGGCGCAGAGAGUGGGCACCAGAUCGGUCUCCUCUGCAGAGGCUAGAGCUGACGCUUGACAGCAUCACCAAGGAGGAGAAAAGAGCUCGGGUUGAGGAAGCAGAAGUUCUAGCGAGGGAAUCGAAAGCUAGUCGUGGUGGUGAGAGGCCGAUUCAGAACUCGGUUCGCUUCCGGAAUCGACCCGUCGCAAAGGCACCCGAGCCGAUAUCUCAACCUGAAUUGGCUCGAAAAUUGAGGACCAAGCAGAAAGAUCAGCUACAACGCAGUGGUACGGUUGAGAUAAGGACAUCUACUCGCGAUCCGACCCAUCUCCCUGCGGCAGCAGCUGCAGCGGCGGCCGGUGAUACUGGUGUAAGCCGGAGUGGAAGCAAUAAACUCAGAAAGAAGCCACCCGGAGACCUGUGGGUUGACCAGAGAUUGGAGGCCGAAGAACAAUAUCCUACAAUUGCUGCAACUCGAAAGCAAUCCUUCGAUAGCCGUCAGCAGCCUGCGACCGGGAGGCCUGCUAGAAACCAUUCGCAGAGCAUUAUAGAUAAAGAACUUCCCGUGCUACCUCGGGACGCUGCACAAAAUCCGGCGCAGGAUAAUGAAAUUAACCUGCUUGAUUUUGACUCGUUCGAGAAGACGGGCAAGCCAGUACGGAACGGAACGCUGAGCAAGCUCGAGCGAUUGACGGGUUCUUCUAAUCCGCCCGUGAGGACUGUACCUGCUGGAGAUGACAUUCGUGCGAAGCGAGUAGUGUGUAAGGUCAACGGUGGUCAAUACGAUGUUCCACCAACGGCAACCGGCCCUGCCCCUGCCCCAGCCAUAGCCCAUUCCACUGAUUACCACCAUCGCCUAUCAAAGGUUUUUCACCAAAAACACGAGAACAUCCCCGGGCAGGGUGUCUACGUUCCAUCUAGACAUUUCGACGAGUGGAAAAAGGGCGGAGUUGCUCUCUUGUCUGGAACAUUAUUGGACCUCGGUGCCAAGGAACAGACUGAGGAAGAGAAGGACAGAGCAUGGUGGGAGGCUGGAAAUGCUGGCACCCGACGACGCAGCAGUGUUAAGCAACGAAAAGCAGAAGCGUAUGACGGAGAAUAUGACGAUAACGGUAUGCAAGAACUUCAAUACCAACCUUCUUUUCCUGGAGAGUGCGAAGGAUGCGUUUCCGAGCGGGCGGCUCGAGAGAAUGCAGUCAAUCUACGCACUCAGCAAUUUGAUGGUUACCACAAGAGGACCUGGGUCAGGAGACAUGUUGUGCGGGAAGAGAAGGCAGAAUCUGCAGACGAAGAGUUGUUUGCGCCGAGAUCUCCAACCUUCCUAAGUCCUGACCAAAAUCUAUCUCAAGAAUCUCCUACCUCCUCUCUUAUUAAGCCUCAUUUGCUAACCUGUGAGGUGCGGACUGUCCGCGUUCGUCCUGAUAUAGCUCCUACAAGAUUCAAACCGCCUUUGUUCCUCAAGAGCGGACCAAUGCUACGUUAUUGUGGCUUACGCAAUGACAAGGUCAAGAGUCGUUCGAACCCAAAUAAGGUCAUGGCUGACCGUGAGAUCUGGAGAGGAUCCAUCAUGAUCGUCUCGCAAGAUCAACACUCUUCGUACGAACUUGCUCCGACGCUAAGACUCUUUCUGCAGCCGGUUGAUCUGUUGCCGCCUCCGCCUGCACAAUUCGAUGGUCGAAUCGAUGACCUUGCUCCAGAAUAUGUAGAUCCGCUUGCUGGGCUUCCCAAGCUUGGAAGGGAUGGCAGGACACUUUACAUUCGGCCCAUUGAUCAUCUGCCAGAAGUAAAGGACCUUUCCAGAGAAGAGUCUGACGAUGGGCUCUUUGAGAUGUCCAGAAGUCCCCUCGACGGCACCGCAGACCGGAAUCCCGCAUGCAAAAAAUCACACUACGAUGGCGAAAAGGCUGGGAAAUACAAAGAAGUCCGAGGGUUUCGACUGCAUGCCGAGCAUGGCAUGACUUUCUGGAGAUUCAAUAUCGAGAUUGAGCUCCGAGAAAAGCAACAGCGUAUCGCUUAUCGCAUCAAUCGAGGACCUGCGACUGGCUUUUGGGUCCCUGCUCGCGGAAAGGCGAUGAACAUUAUGUUCUCCAGCUGCAAUGGAUUUAGCCACGACGUUGACCCUAAUCUAUUCUGUGGCCCUGAUCCAAUGUGGAGGGAUGUGUUGAAUACGCAUCAAACUCAGCCGUUCCAUGUUAUGCUCGGUGGCGGCGAUCAAAUAUAUAAUGAUCGUGUCAUGGAAGAGACAGUGAUCUUCAAACAGUGGCUGGAUCUCAAGGACCGACACCACAAGGAGAAACUACCCUUCACGCCUGAACUCCAGCGUGAAUUGGAACUUUUCUACCUCAAUCGAUACAGCAUGUGGUUUUCCCAGGGCUUAUUUGGUGUAGCUGUCUCUCAGAUACCGAUGAUCAACAUCUAUGACGACCACGAUAUCAUUGAUGGAUUUGGGUCCUAUCCUAACAGCUACAUGUGCUGUCCGAUCUUUUCUGGGCUUGGAUCUGUGGCUUUCAAGUAUUAUAUGCUAUUCCAGCAUCAGAGUAGCAUUGAUGAGGGAGAGGAGACUGAGCCUAGUUGGAUUUUGGGGACGCAGCCUGGGCCGUACAUCAAAGAGCUAAGUAGGAGUAUUUUCACCACUCUCGGUCGCGAGAUCGCGUUCCUUGGUCUCGAUUGCCGCACUGAGAGGAUGUACGAUGAGAUCGUGAGUGCCGAGACGUACCAUAAGAUCUUCGACAGACUUGAGAAGGAAAUCAUCAAGGGCGAAACUAAACAUUUGAUUGUGUUGGUUGGCGUCCCCGUUGCUUACCCGAGAUUGGUUUGGUUGGAAAACAUACUUAUGGAACCAGUCAAAGCUCUGAGCAGAGCUGGUGUCUUGGGGAAGAAGCUUCUCAACCACAUGGAUGGAGGAGUUGAGAUCCUUGACGACCUUGACGAUCAUUGGACGGCGAAGCAUCACAAAGAAGAGCGAAAAUGGUUUAUUCAAGAGCUUCAGGACUUGGCCGCCAUCAAGUCCGUGCGUGUCACUCUGCUUGGGGGCGAUGUGCAUCUUGGCGCUAUCGGACAGUUUUACUCGAAUCCCCAACUUGGGAUUCCUAAAGACAAGGAUUUUCGCUACAUGCCUAAUGUCAUAUCUUCAGCAAUCGCUAACUCGCCUCCGCCGGACACCCUUGCCGAUCUCCUCAACAAGCGGAAUAAAGUGCAUCAUCUGGAUGCAGAGACUGAUGAGGACAUGAUUCCCAUCUUCACACACGAUGUAAAUGGCAAGCCACGAAAUAAUAAGCGUCUACUCAACCGGAGGAACUGGUGUUCGAUCCGCCUCUACGAUCCCGAACUCACACCUCCCCCAACCCCACAACUAUCAACAUCGGCUCGAGGCCCAAGCUACCGUCCCGACGCCACAAAACCCCCGUCCCGUGCAGGUAUUGUCGGCAAACGACAGACCACUGCACCACCAAUCUCCAACCCAGGCUUCUUCGCCCGACGUAACUCAACCUCCCGUCGGGCAUCUACGGAUUCCGGGCGGCCACCAAGCGUACUUACCAGGACCCUCUCUCUGUCCCGCAAAGACUUCAUCCCAGGUAACCUCUUCCGCCGCGACAGUAAGCGUAAGAAACCCGAUUCCGGCGGUAUAAACGGGUACGGUGCCUCCAGCGACGAGGAAGACUCGUAUUACUACGAGCCCCAGGCCCAUCGUUCCGGUCUCCGCGGUGGUAGCGGUGGUCGCAACUCCAACGACGACGAGGGAUAUUUCCCAUCUAUGCCAGCCCCUACUGCACGCGUACCAACCCAUCCAGUUUCUAAUGCGCCUACUUCUGUGGCGGGUAGUGAUGCGAAGCAAGGAUUGGAGAGGAUGAAGUUCCAUCGGACACCGUCGGGGGUGUCCGCCAAGCAGAUGAAGAAGGCGCCGCACUUGACGAGGGCUGUGAACAUUGAAGGGGGACUGGACGUCUGUUUGAAUAUGGAAGUUAAUCCAAAAGAUCCGGCGGGUAUUACGAUGCCGUAUAGACUACUGGUGCCGAGACUGUGGCAUGAGGAGCCGUUGCCUGCUGUGAGGGGUGAGAGCAGGAGUCGGGGGAGUAGCAUGGAGAGAGGGAGCAGUGAGAGUGGUAGCGAGUGGGAUGGUGAGGCACAGUUGCAGCAAAGACAGCUUGGAAAACCGAGUCGGUGGGAGAAGUUUGUGGGGAAGGGGAAUUCGAGGGAAGUUUAG
Drepanopeziza brunnea f. sp. 'multigermtubi' MB_m1 is the source of this 4848-nucleotide messenger RNA. The record is from RefSeq and is a predicted model, not a curated record. Lineage: Eukaryota; Fungi; Ascomycota; Leotiomycetes; Helotiales; Drepanopezizaceae.